AUGAUUGAAGGGUAUUCACCAUUGAUUCAGACAGUUUUGGGAACAGGAUUGACGUGGGGCGCAACUGCAUUGGGUGCGUUUUUCUGUAUCUUCCAACCGACCAAUGGGCGUGUGCUUGAGAAUGGUAAAUUCCUUGACGGAAGCCUUGGAUUUGCUGCUGGGGUUAUGCUUGCAGCUUCUUUCUGGUCCCUUCUCCAACCAGCCAUUGAUCUAGCACAGGAAGCUGACUCGGCCACGAGUCUCAGUUACAUGCCUGCUGCUAUAGGGCUUUUAACUGGAGCAUUAUUUAUUAUUGUGUCAGAUUACUUCUUCCCGGAACACGAUAUUAUCAGUGACAAUGUCCACCAAGAACCCGAAGUGUCUUCAUCUACUUCGCACAUUGUGGACAGUCAUCUGUUUGCUAGACUUUCUAAUGAGUCGGUUCGUUACCGUGGCAACAAUCUCUUAACCCCCAUUACAUUUCCUGAUCCCCAACUAAUUUCUCCCCGCAUUCCGCGAAUGAGCACCAAACUCUGGCUGCUUCUUCUAGCCAUCACCGUGCACAACAUUCCUGAGGGUCUUGCAGUGGGUGUGGCCUUUGGUGCUGAGAAUGACAUCACAGGUUUCUACCGAGCCAGAAACCUCGCCCUCGGUAUGGCAUUGCAAAACUUCCCUGAAGGUCUUGCCGUCAGUUUGCCGCUUCGCGCGAGUGGAUAUUCAUUCUGGCGCAGUUUUUGGUACGGACAACUCUCAGGUUUCGUCGAACUGAUUGCUGGCAUUCUGGGCUGUGUCACUGUGCAAUAUAUUCAAAGUCUCCAACCAUACGCUCUCGGUUUCGCUGCUGGAGCAAUGAUUUUUGUGAUAUUCGAUGAUGUGAUACCCGAGGCACACAGAAAGUAA
Molecule: messenger RNA, 879 nt
Organism: Rodentolepis nana
Lineage: Eukaryota; Metazoa; Platyhelminthes; Cestoda; Cyclophyllidea; Hymenolepididae
Source: the annotation of a GenBank genome assembly